Molecule: messenger RNA, 2091 nt
Organism: Trichogramma pretiosum
Lineage: Eukaryota; Metazoa; Arthropoda; Insecta; Hymenoptera; Trichogrammatidae
Product: 4-coumarate--CoA ligase 1-like
Exons: 8
Coding region: 375-2000 (541 amino acids)
Biological process (GO): fatty-acyl-CoA biosynthetic process; long-chain fatty acid metabolic process
Molecular function (GO): long-chain fatty acid-CoA ligase activity
Source: RefSeq, a predicted model, not a curated record
UUCUAAUUUUGCUUGUUUAUCGCGGAUUUUAUUUUUGUUACAUUCAUAUAAUGUAUCUCGCGUACACACGUUCACGAGAUACAAGAAAAAAAUCUAUAACAACUUUAUUUACACACGGCGAUACGUGCGCGGCUCUUUAUCUUCGCUCUUCUGCCUAUUAAGUUUACACGCAUCAUCGCGCCUUAUUGCGAGCAUCCCACUUCUUCUCUCUCGUAAUGUUUGUUAUAUAUACGAGCCAUUCGACGCGGUUAAAGAGACAGAUCAGUCCUAUGUAUGAAAAGCUGCUGCCAUCAGUGCGCGUGUGUUCAGUCUACGACUAUAUAGUGCGUGAGUAACAAGUGCCACUUUACGCGUCGAAGAAACUACUUGUCAUCAUGAUCGUGGAACUUCCCAAUAAAAGCGAACCGAACAUCACGAUCGAGAAUAACGUGAUCAAGGGAGCGGAUGCAAAUUACCGGGGCAUCGACGGCGAUUUCGGCGAUGCUAUUUUUCGCACGCUCAAGAGCAAACCGGAUCACGUGGCUCAGAUCGAAGCCGAGACCGGAAAGAAGACGACUUUUGGCGAACUGCUGGACUCGAGCGUGCGAUGCGCCCUUUGGAUGAAGAAGCAGGGAAUCGGCCCCAAGGACAUCGUGGUCUACUGCACCUAUCCGCGUCCCGACACAGAUAUACCCGUGUUGGCGACCUUCUUCGUCGGCGCGACCUACAACGGCUGGAGCCACCAGAUCGCCCUGAAGCCAGCCCGGUACUUCCUAAAAUUCUUCGAGCCCAAGGUGAUAUUCGCCCACGAGGGUGCCGUCGACGUCCUCCUCGAGGCCAUCCAGCUCGAGGGCUGCCGGACUCGAGUGAUCGUCUACGGCAGAGACCCGAGAUGUCGAUCUUUGCAAGACAUACUGCUCGAGUCGACCGACGAGGAAGUAGCGUCAUUCGAGCCUCAACGCGCCGAUCCCGCGGACACAGCCAUCAUCGUCCUGUCGUCGGGUAGCACGGGCAAUCCCAAGGGCAUACAGCACUCGUACGGCCACAUGCUCAAAAUGAUCGUCACCUUCGGCUUCAAUCCCUUCGACGGCGUGGUUAUGUGGUACUCCACUCCGCUCUGGAUCACGUACAUCGGCUUUCUCUGUCGUCAGAUUUUCAGCUACGGCACGAGAAUAAUACACUCGAGUUUUCACCUCGAGGAGACUUGCGCAGUCAUCGAGAAAUACAAGGUGGAAGUAGUAUUUUUGACGCCGACUCAGAUAACGCUGCUCUGCAAAUCGGAUAUUCUGCAAAAGUACGAUCUGAAAUCGUUGAAACGCGUCCUCUUUGGAGGCUCCAAGAUGCACGAGAGUAUAUUGGUAGAAUUCAAGAGUCGAGUACCUCACGCAGCCGUUUUGCAAGUUUUCGGCAUGUCCGAAAUAGGUUGUGGCACGGCACAACUGAAAAGUACCAGAAACAGUUCGUCCAUAGGUUAUCUGAUGGAUGGCAUACAGAUGAAAGUGAAGGACUUGCAGAGCGGAGAGAGUCUCGGCCCCAACAAAUCCGGAGAAAUCUGCUUCAAGGGCACGUCUUUCAUGACCGGUUACUACAAGAAUCCGGAAGCUACGAAAGAUACGUUCGACGAAGAUGGCUGGUUUCUGAGCGGAGACAUCGGCUACUACGACGAGAGCGGCGAGGUUUACAUCGUCGAGCGCAUCAAGGAGAUGAUCAAGUGUCGCAAUUACGCCGUCUCGCCGAGCGACAUCGAGCAGCUGCUGCACACGCAUCCGGGCGUGAUGGAGGCCGCGGUCGUGCCGAUGCCCCACGAGAUAGACGUCGAGCGGCCGAUCGCCUUCGUGAUAAAAGCUCCCGGCUCCAACGUGACGGAGGAGGAACUCGUGACGUUGUCGGCCAUCAACGGAGAAAAUGAAAAGCUCACCGGUGGAGUGGUAUUCUUGGAAAAGCUGCCGAAAACAGAUACUGGAAAGAUCAUGAGGCCGUAUCUGAAAGAGAAGGCCAAAGCUCUGGCGGGAAACAACUGACGCUAUUUUUAUUAUAAAUAAUUAUAAUUGUAAUCUGUAAAUAAUUUAAUAAUAUAAGCUAUACAAUAAAUCGGACGAUUCCUCCUCGAAA